Messenger RNA from Mytilus californianus (California mussel), 4415 nucleotides. RefSeq lists its product as uncharacterized. The transcript has 9 exons. The record is from RefSeq and is a predicted model, not a curated record. Gene Ontology annotation, molecular function: magnesium ion binding; threonine racemase activity; L-serine ammonia-lyase activity. Gene Ontology annotation, biological process: L-serine metabolic process; pyruvate biosynthetic process; D-serine biosynthetic process. Bases 79 to 1068 code for a protein of 329 amino acids. Lineage: Eukaryota; Metazoa; Mollusca; Bivalvia; Mytilida; Mytilidae.
GGAAAGAUAACUCCACUUAAGUAAACAGAUACUUUUGACAGGUAGAAAUAUUGCACCUGUUAACACCUUCUACACAAAAUGGCAUCAGCAAUCAGGACGACGAUAACAGACAUUAGGAAAGCACAUGAACGUUUGAAACCAUACAUUCACCAUACUCCAGUGUUCACUAGUUCUACCUUUGACAAGUUAAUUGGCAGAAAAGCAUUUUUUAAAGCUGAAAAUUUACAGAAAACUGGCUCUUUUAAAGCUAGAGGUGCAUUAAAUUCUGUGUUACUAUUAAAAGAAAAGAAUCCAGCAUUACCUGGUGUUGUAACCCACAGCAGUGGUAAUCAUGGACAAGGCUUAGCUUGGGCAGCUAAAACAGCUGGUGUUAAAUGCUGUGUUGUGGUUCCUAACAAUGCACCCAAAUCUAAGGCUGAAGCAAUAAAGGGUUAUGGUGCUGAACUUGUAUGGUGUGAACCUACUCCAAAGGACAGGGAGGAAACAUGUGCCAGAAUGGCCAAAGAGAAAGGAUUAGAAAUUGUUCCACCUUAUGACCAUUAUAAUGUGAUUGCAGGACAGGGCACUCUUGCUUUAGAAUUAAUGGAGCAGGUACCAGACUUAGAUGCUAUUCUGGUACCAAUAAGUGGUGGUGGUAUGAUUUCUGGGAUAGCUAUUGCUGCUAAAAGUGUCAAAGAAGAUGUUAAAGUGUUUGCAGUAGAGCCAGAAGGAAAGAUGGUUGAAUCAUGUCUUAAAGAGGGUAAAAGACUUUGGCCUAAUCCACCUAGAUUUUUAAGCACAAUAGCCGAUGGUAUUAGACUACAACAGUUGGGUCAUCUGACCUUCCCAAUAAUGUUAGAUCUGGUGGAGAAAGAUGUGUUCACAAUUAAAGAUGAAGAUAUGAAAGAAGGAAUGAAGUUCUCUUUCCAGCAUAUGAAGUUGGUUAUAGAAGCAGCUUCUGGGGCAGCAGUAGCUGCAGCGAUGUCCGACAAACUACGGAGCAUGGACCCUAGUAUAAAGAAUAUCGGUGUUAUAUUGUGUGGUGGUAAUGUAGACAUCAACAAAUUACCAUGGUACAGUCAAAGUUAAAGAUAUGAUACCAACGGACUGACAAAGAUUCAUGUUUAUUGUUACCAACCGACUGUCAAAGACAAAUGUUUAUUGUUACCAACCGACUGUCAAAGACAAAUGUUUAUUGUUACCAACCGACUGUCAAAGACAAAUGUUUAUUGUCAAGACCAUAAAUAUUGAAAUCCUUUUCAUUUAAGGUGGUACCCAACACCUUGACUUAUAUUAAUUUGGCUCGUUUAAUUUUCCUAAAAUUUUGACAAAAUGUUUACUUUGACCCUUUGACAAAAAUAUAAAAAUUUCAAAUAAUUUGAACCAACCACUUUAUCAGAAAAAUUUCACUGGUUAUAUUGCAGUUUGACAAACACUAAUUUUAAUCAUUGAGAAGCUUAAUAUUUCCUUAACAAUACAACGUGAUUAAAACGUUUAGUUGAUUUUUACAGAGUUAUCUCCCUGUAGUGUUAGGUACCACCUUAAUAUACUAUAACAGCAUUUAUUUUAUGAAAAUUUACAUAUUUUAUUUAAAAGGAUAAUGUUUACUGUUAAGACCACAUAUAUUGAUUUAAUAUACUGUUAUUAGCCAAGAUAUAUUAUUACAGCAUUUAUUUUAUAAAAAUUUACAUUUUUUAUUUUUAAAGAAUAAGUUUACCUAUAUAUUUUGUCAUAUAAUUUAAAAAAAAAACAGCUACCAUUCAUCUUUUUUAUGGAGCAUUUUUUUUUCCAAAAAAAUGUUUGAUUCUAAAUUUCUUGAAAAAAAUGUCAAUUUGUUUCAGAAGGGAAGUGAAAAAAUAGCUUGUUCCAAAUAAGAAUUUGUUGGCGGGGAAGGGGGAUACAAUGCUGACUUUCAAAAUUUGUAUUUGUAUAAUUGAAAAAAAUUAUUUGUUUUUGAUUAAAGUCAAAAAAAUUUGUUGUCCAGAAAAAAAAAAAAUGCAACCUACAAAAGAUUAUUGAUUGGGGCUGAAGUUGUUUAAUAUUACAGGAAUCGUAAUUUAUAUUUGUGUUAACAAGCCAUUAGUUUAAGCCAAAGUUAAUUCAUGUCCAUAAAAGUGGUCUGUAAAUUAAGAUUAAUAGGGUAGUUUUACUGAUACCUAUCAUUCAUGAUACUUAGUUAAAGCAAAGUUUUUCUGGUGUGUUAAUCGAACUUAAAGCAAAAUAUAUAUACGUGAUGCUAAAAUAAAAAGUAUAUGGAAUUUCAUUUUUUUCCCCUUAAAAUUUUGAUUAUAAAAAAUUAGGUCAAGAGAAGUAUUUUCAUAAAUAUAGAUUUCACCACUACAUCAAGUGUGAUAUGAUAUUUCUCCACUCGAGGCACUUGAAUUUUCAAAUUUUAAAUGCAAGGCCUGCCGAACUUUUUGAAUAUUUAAAAUUUAACUGUUGAGAGGGGAGAAGAAUUGUAUUGCACAAGAUUAGGGGGUGAAAUUGUUUUCUCCAAUGAUAUUUAGCCAAUAUGUCUACAAACUUUUUCACUGAUCUGCAAAAAAGAUGUGUUCUUUACAUGUGACGUCAUCAGGCAAGAACAACAAGAACAUUUGACGUCAUAAUUAAAUUUUGACUAAUAAAAAACCGAUAUCAAACUUACCACAUAUUGAUUAUAAAAAAAAAAUAAUCAAACUUUCAGUAAUAUAAAAAUAAUCAAACUUUCAGUAAUAUAAAAAUAAUCAAACUUUCAGUAAUAUAAAAAUAAUCAAACUUUCAGUAAUAUAAAAAAAAUCAAACUUUCAGUAAUAUAAAAAUAAUCAAACUUUCAGUAAUAUAAAAAUAAUCAAACUUUCAGUAAUAUAAAAAUAAUCAAACUGUCAGUAAUAUAAAAAUAAUCAAACUUUCAGUAAUAUAAAAUUAAUCAAACUUUCAGUAAAAGUAUAAAUCAUAUAAGAAUUAGAGAAAUGGUAUUUUACAAUCAAAAUAAAAUGUGCAAUAUAUAACAAAUAUUAUAUAUCUUGUUUAGAAAUGUUUUAAGUUACAACAUUUAUCAAGACUAGCAUAUGAUAGCAUUAUUCAAAUGACAGCAGGCAUAUGAUGUAAGCAUUGAGAUAUAUCUUUGUUUUCAUUGGAUUUAAGGGAUUUUCCCUGAGUUUGAUAUUGCUAUACUAUUUAUAUGUUAAAAACGGGUUCUUGUUAUUUGGGAUUUGGAUACAUGUAUAUGACUAAUAUAUGAAUGUGAAAUUCUUUGGCGGUUAAAAGGGUGGAGUUCCAUUUACUAUAUAAAGAAAUUGGUUGAGCUGAUAAUUCAUUUAAGGUGCUUAUAGUCACUACAACAAACAGUUUGCCUUUUAUUUGAAUAUGGAUCAUAUAGACUUUUUAAAAUAGAUAUAAGAAGAUCUGGUAUGAGUGCCAAUGAGACAACUCUCCAUCCAAGUCAAAAUUUAUAAAAGUAAACCAUUAUAGGUCAAAGUACGGUCUUCAACACGGAGCCUUGGCUCACACCGAACAGCAAGCUAUAAAGGGCCCCAAAAAUUACUUAUGUAAAACCAUUCAAACGGGAAAACCAAUGGUCUAAUCUAUAUAAAAGACGAGAAACGAGAAACACUUAUGAACCACAUCAACAAACAACAACUACUGAACAUCAGAUUCCUGAUAAGUUCAUUAACAUAUAAUGAUGUGUUGCACAAUUUGUUGUAUGAAAUGUCAAUUUGAAUAUUGUUAUUAAAUUAUGUUAGAUUAAUAUGUUAUUAUACAUUGUUUGCAAGAGAAAACAAAUAACUGGAGCAACCAAUAUUAUAUUAGAGUUUUGUCUUAUUUAUACUUAGGAAUUUAGUAAAGAAUUACUUUAAAUUCAGACAAACAUUCGGAGGGAGAAUUUAAUUACAGUUUAUAACUAUAGAUUAAAGAUACACUUCUCAGUAAAUUUUUUGAAACUUUUUUUGAAUUUUAUUAUGACAUUCAUAAUGUCCUUGGCAAGUUUCUGAAAUCUUUAAAUGAUUUCAAAGUUUCACAGAUCAGUAGUAUGAUUCUCAUAACAGUAUAGCAAUUUAAGAUUUUCAAUUUUUUUUUUAAGUUUAUUUUAAAAGAAAUGAAUAACUUAUUUUUAUAAGAAAUCUUUAUAAAUGAAAUGUGAAAUUGUUUUUUACAUCAAAUGGAUGUGUAUUGUAACCACUAAGCUAACCAAACCAAGCUCCAGCUUCCUGGGAAUUUUUCACAUUUUCCAGUAUCCCAAACAUAUAUAUUGAAUACUGAUAAUUAAAUUAUUUGAGGUUGUGUUCAUUAAGUCUUGUUUUAUUAUACAUGGUCAGUAUGAUGUCUUCAAUGUAAGAUAUUGUGAUAUUAUAGGAUAUUAUAUUGUUAUGGUGCUUUAAUUGUUAUAGAUUAACAUUGUUAAUUAUUUAUAUAAUUUUAUAUCUGAGAAUUACAUUUUAAUAAUAAAUAAUACAAUA